AUGAGAAUAAAGUAUAUGAUUAUUGGAUUGGCUAGUUUACCAAUAAUUUUAGUAUUCACUAUUGCAAUUAUGAGUUAGUAUGUAGCUCUGAUUUACUUAAACGAUUACAACAAUUAGAUUUAAAAUAAUUUAUUCUUAACUUAAAUUAUGUUUAGCUAAAUAUUUAGCUAAUAAAUUUCUUUCUAACUUAGCUAAGAGCUAUAAAAAAUUCCUAUAAAUGUUAGAACUCUGAAUUAGUAUCUAGCUAAACUCAUCCAAGGGUAGGUCAAAUCUAAUCCUAAACAUAAAUCCUCUAUGGUUCCCAUAUAACAGCUCCAUGAUAACCAAGCUGAUCCAUAAAUAUUGAAAAUGUUUAAGAGAAGCCGUAUUCUAGUUAAUUGCUGGUUUUAGUCAAAUUAUAGUACUGUAAGCUAAAUGGAUUAAAUAGGCUAACAAAAACUUAAAAUAUUGGAUUAAUACCAUGCUCUUUCAAGAGCUUUUUAAUACCAAGAUAUCUAAAGAAGUAGAAUAAAUUAAAAAACUUUAGCUAUAAGUGAUUUCUUUGAAGCCUUUUAAUAUGAAGGGAUAUUUUCUAUUACUGGAGUUAAUUCUACUUUAAAAGUUUCACAUAAAGCUCCAAGUUGUAUUGCUGGGAAUGAUGUUCGAUGUCGAUAUUGGUAUACUUAAACUGCUUAGUAGGAAUCUGUAUAGAUAUAUCCACCUAGCUUGAUUUACGGAUAUUCUCCUCCUUAUUUAUCUACAUUAUCAUGUUAAAGGAUUAUGCUAUUUAACUAAACUACAUAGUAAGAAGAUUUAUAAAGCGUGAUUUGCUCAGGAUUAUAUUUUAAUCAAACUCAAAAUUAUUUCUAGAACUUUGCAAGCUCAACAGAAUAAGUUUACUUUUUAGAACCUAGAAGUUAAAUUCUUUUAUAUGAUUCUAAAUAGCCUUUGGGUAUGACUAGUAUUGAAACUUUAAAUAAUUCUGAAUUUCAGUACUUGUAAUCACAAAAUGAAGCUAUUAAGUUUAACAAUACUCUUAAUCAGAAUUAUGUUAAUUCUAUUUUCAAAAAUGUUAGCAAUCUAAUAACAGAAUAUUUAGAUGAAGCUAAUUCUUUUAGUCAAACCUUUUCAUAUGAUAGAAAUGGUACAAAAACAAUAGUGAUUUUGAAUCCUGUUUAGAUUAUUGAUAAGAGCCCUUAACUUUAAAAUCUUCAAAAUAAUAAAAAAUUUAGCCAUUAUUUAAUUAAAUUUCCAUAUGUGCAGGUUAAUAUUAUCUCAAAUGAAAAUUUAAGAAUUCACGCAUCGAAAAUAGAAAAUUUUUUUAAAAAUUACUUUUUAGCAUUCAACAUAUCAUUUGGAAUUCUCGGCUUAAUAUCCAUUUUAGUCAUCAUAUACUACACAUCUAAAAUUAAGAAAAUUUUUUAUACUUCAAUUGACUAAUUAACAGAUAUUUUAAUCAAAAUGAAUGACAAAAAAUUAUCAUCAAGCAUAUUCGAUAUUAUUUCCGCAGACUAAUAAUUAUCUUUAGAUGCAAGCUAAUUGUAUGACAGUUUCAAGUAGAUUUAUUAAAUUAUGCUUUAUUCUUCAGAAGAUUUUUAUAAUUAAAAUGAUACUGAGCAGUUAUUGAAAUUAAAUGAGAAUAUUGAAUUUUUCAAAUAGUUUGGAAAUAUAAAAGCAGUAGGUAUUACUUAUAAUAACAUAGGUUCAAUAUUACUAAAACAGGAGCACUACUUUCAAGCUUUAGAAAAUUUUUAAUCUUCAAUAAUUUAUGCUAGAUAUGAAAUUCAAGAGUUUUUAAAUUUACAUCCAAGUUUCACAUUAUUUGACGUUCUCUAAAGUUUCAGCUACUUUUAAUUAGAACAGUAAGAGUGCAACUAAGAAAUUGAUUAACUAAUUACUUUUUUAUAUAAAAAUUAAACAGAAAAAUAAAGGCAAGACUUAUUAUGA
Molecule: messenger RNA, 1926 nt
Organism: Tetrahymena thermophila SB210
Lineage: Eukaryota; Ciliophora; Oligohymenophorea; Hymenostomatida; Tetrahymenidae
Product: tetratricopeptide repeat protein
Exons: 3
Molecular function (GO): protein binding
Source: RefSeq, a predicted model, not a curated record